CAACAUCCAUACCAAUCCCCCGCGACAAACACCAACAGCCAAAAUGGCCCGCCACACAGCUCCGCCUCUUCAACCUCCACAACAUCCCGCCCUCUCUCCGCAGUAGUACCCCCCUACUGGCGGCGACACGAGCGCAACGCCUCGCACGCCUCACAGUCAUCGCUGAACGUCGCAGCGCAUAUCACCCUCGAAGACCAUACCGCUGACCCGAACUCGGAGACGAGUCGCGGGCUGUGGGCGAGUAGCGUUGCGAUUGAUGAUCAUGUUGUCGUGCGCGGUAUGACUGGGGUUGGGUCGUAUGUUGUGUGGAAUUGUACGGUUCAGACACUUGAUGGUGGCCCGAUUGUUGUUCGGAUGAGAUAUUCCGAGUUUGAUGAUUUGCGUCAGCGGCUGGUUGAUUCUUUCCCGCAUGCAAGGAGUGCAUUGCCUGCAUUGCCGCCGAAAAGCGUUAUCUAUAAAUUCCGACCCAAAUUCCUGGAAUCAAGACGUGUGGGCUUGGAAUAUUUUCUCAAGUGGGUGUCUCAUCGCAUCUACAUGAUUACCAUCCUUUCAUUCUCUAGACCAACCACUGACUCCCUUCCAGCUGUGUCCUUUUAA
Molecule: messenger RNA, 597 nt
Organism: Penicillium verrucosum
Lineage: Eukaryota; Fungi; Ascomycota; Eurotiomycetes; Eurotiales; Aspergillaceae
Product: PX domain-containing protein YPT35
Exons: 4
Cellular component (GO): endosome
Molecular function (GO): phosphatidylinositol-3-phosphate binding
Source: RefSeq, a predicted model, not a curated record